AUGUCUGCCCAGAGCUACUACGGAUCUUCCUCCAACUCCUCCAACUAUCCUCAACAGGCUCAGUAUGCCCAACAGCCAAGCCAGAGCUCUCAUUAUGGCCAGGCCCAGGGAGCUCCUUAUCAGCAGUCCUACAACGCCCAGGCAUACCAGACCCACCCCCAGGCUCACGGCCAGCCUGAGAUGAUGGCCGGCCCCGACGGCGAGCGAGGUCUCGGUGCAACUGUCGUCGGAGGCGGUGCCGCUGGCUGGACAGCCCACAAGGCCGGCGCAGGCAUGCUUGGCAGCCUUGCGAGCGCCGCUGCCGGUGCCAUUGGUGCCAAUUUCCUCGAGAACAAGCUCAAGAAGCAUCGCAAGGAUAAGAAGAACAAGCACUAA
Clonostachys byssicola is the source of this 375-nucleotide messenger RNA. The record is from the annotation of a GenBank genome assembly. NCBI's taxonomy places the organism in Eukaryota, Fungi, Ascomycota, Sordariomycetes, Hypocreales, Bionectriaceae.